This is a messenger RNA of Girardinichthys multiradiatus, 4172 nucleotides long. It is a transcript of the gene ppp1r21, whose product is annotated as protein phosphatase 1, regulatory subunit 21. The record is from RefSeq and is a predicted model, not a curated record. Gene Ontology annotation, cellular component: early endosome; membrane. NCBI's taxonomy places the organism in Eukaryota, Metazoa, Chordata, Actinopteri, Cyprinodontiformes, Goodeidae. The transcript has 22 exons. Bases 531 to 2888 code for a protein of 785 amino acids.
UUUUCUGUUGUCUCUGAUCGGUUCUCACUUGAAGAGGAUUUGUGAGUUAGCAGGAUAAUGGGAGUCUUGCUCCUAACGGAUGGAUAUUUAGAUUUGCUUCAUUGUCUGAGCAACACUCGCUUUUAAAAUUUACGCACGGACUCUGCUGGUUAACACGGGCCCCCUUCAAUUAAAACUGCGUGCGUAAUGUGUUGCUCGCUGGCUGGAUUUGUUCUGCCACAUAGCUAGUUAGCUGCUAGCUAAAAGCGCUAAUUUUAAAACAUUUAAAAUAGAUUAACUUUCGGGUUUGAGAAUAAACGUGUAGCACAUAUCGGAUUAUGAAUUCGCUGUGACCCCCUCUAUCUGUCAUCAUGUCGGUUCUCCCGAGUCACGGAACAAGCAGCUUGGCAGUUACGGAUCUGAGCUAGCCUGGUAGCAUUGGACUGUUCUGACAGCGUGAAGCGCCGGGCUGUAGCGGCCAGCUGAUCGGAUCUCUGGGACAUCUUCUUCCACUAUCAACUGUUUGGGACCGGAUAACCUUUCCAGCUACUAUGGCUAAUGUUACAGACCUGCAGACAAAAUACAGCAAGCUGGCGCAGGAGUACUCAAAGCUCCGUGCCCAGAACCAAGUGCUGAAGAAGGCAGUCGUAGAUGAACAGGCCAACUCUGCUUCUUUAAAGGACCAGCUGAAGCAGAGGGACCAGAGCCUGAGAAAGCAGGAGCAGGAGAUGGACAGCCUCAGCUUUCGGAACCAGCAGCUCGCCAAGAGGGUGGAGCUGCUGCAAGAGGAGUUAGCUGCUUCUGAAGUCAGGAGCAAAAAGGGGAAGGGUAAAGGGGACUCUCCCUCACAACAAGGCCUACAGACACAAAGUGUUUUCAAUGAAGAUCUGCAAAAAAAGAUUGAAGAAAAUGAGCGCCUUCAUAUACAAUUCUACGAAGCAGACGAGCAGCACAGGAAGAAGGAGGCUGAGCUGAGGGCUCGGCUGGAGAAGCUGGAGGGAGACGCAGAGGAGCACCAAGCUGUUGUUGACGGACUCAAAACAAAGUAUGUGGAAACGAUCGAGCGUCUGCAGAGUGACAAAGCCGUUUUAGAGGUGAAAACACAAACUCUGGAGAGGGAGGCAAAAGACUGUCGAAUGCGAACAGAAGAGUGCCAGCAGCAGUUGAGACGGUGCCAGUCGGAGCUGAACAGGCAGGUGAAGCAGAGCAGCAGCGUCAUUCAGGAGAAAGUGCCCUUUAAUGACACCAAAUUAAGUGACUACAACAGCCUGAAUGUGCCAUCACACAAUCGACGGCACCAGCUAAAGGCUCGGGACGUAACAAAUCAAGCCCUGAGCUUCAUCCAGGACCUGGUGGCUGCUCUGCUGAACUUCCACACCUACACAGAGCAGCGGGUUCACAUCUAUCCCCUGGACUCCUCCAUUGAGCCCAUUUCUCCUCUAAACCAGAAGUUUUCUCAGUAUCUCCAUGAGAAUGCUGCCUAUGUGCGCCCCCUGGAGGACAGCUUUCUGCAAUUAUACCAAAGCAUCACAGAAGGCACAGUUACUGUACUGGAGACUGUGGUCAUGCUGAGGAAUUUCGCUGAGAAUUUCUCCUCCUACACUCACUUUCUGCAAAAGAUUCUUCCCUACCAGCUGAAAAGCUUGGAAGAAGAGUGCGAGGCACCUCUUUGCACUGCUGCCCUAACGGCGAAAAACCGGGAGUUACAAGGUGACAUGAAGAAAGUAACGACUGUGUUUGAGAAACUGCAGAACUACAUUACCCUUUUGGCCUUACCCAGUGUUCGGCAGGAUGCCAUGCCACAGAGCAGCACCUCAGCUGUCUUCACCCAGCUGGCAGCUAGCCUGCACUGUCUUCAUGAUGCCAUUAAAGAGAUGUCUAAACAUUACAACCAGAAGGCAGGCAUUGAACAGGAGCUCCCCACAGUCACACAGAAGCUCCGUACCACCACAGAGUGCCUCCUCGGAUCUUUGGGCUCACUGACCAGCAUCACUGGCAAGAUCGCCACUUUCUUCAGCAACAACUUGGACUUCUUCACGUCUCCAGGCUACACUCCCAAAGGAUGCACAGUGAGCCUCAACCCCCUGCAAGCAGAGAGCAUGCUGGCCAACAAAAAGAAAGCAGCUGUGUACAUCCAUGCCAUCAAAAGUGCCAGGCCUCGGUCAGUUCCAUACAGGGAAGCCUUGUCAAACCGUCGUAUUCUCACCAGCUCCACCGAGAGCAGAGAGGGUCUCACUCAGCAGGUGCAGCAGAGCCAGGAGAAGAUCGCUCGGCUGGAGCAGGAGAAGGAGCACUGGCUCCUGGAGGCCCAGCUGGGGAAGGUGCGGUUGGAAAAGGAGAACCAACGUAUAGCCGACCUGGAAGCACUGCUUGCAGCGGCUCUGGGGGGAAGUCAGAAUUCCCAGACAGCCGCAGACGGCCGACUCACACACAGCCACGAGGAAGCAGAGACGCUGCAGAAAGCCACAGGGAAAGAGAUGACUCUGUGCACCAGCCUGGUUGGCAUGUUGUGCACAACACCUACAAAUGAGCACGUGGGAGACGAAGAGUCUCGCGAAGAGCUGAUAAAGACCCACUAUAUGUCGAGAGUGGGAGAGCUCACCACCCAGCUCCAGAUAUCAGACAGCAAAGCUGUGCACUUUCACUCAGAGUGUCGAGCUUUGGCAAAGAGAUCAACCAUCGCAGAGAAAGCACGGGAGACUCUGAGCGAAGAAGUCAAACUGGCUAAUGAGAACAUCACACGGUUGCAGGACGAGCUGACUACAACUAAGAGGAGCUACGAGGACCAACUCAGCAUGAUGAGUGACCAUUUAUGUAGUAUGAAUGAGACCUUGAGCAAGCAGAGAGAGGAAAUUGACACACUCAAACUGGGUGGCAAGGCCAGUGUGAAAAAGAACAAGAGCCGUUAGAGCUGCCCUAAAAUCUUAAACAUGUUAGGAGGGUUUCAACGCUGCAGAGCCUCUUCGUACCUACAAUGUCUCCGACCUUCAGGAUCACUGAGCGAGCCUCAAAUUCCUGGCAGUUCAGAGGCUCAAACAUGACUGAUAAAAGCUUUGUUUUUCUGUUUUCUUGUCACAUCACCUUUUAAUGAUUAUGAUUAUCCAGAAAUGGUUUGUCAGACCUUUUUGGUCAAAGCACAGUGAAAGAGGAAAAAAAGGAGUCUAGAAGAACAGCGGAAGCAGUGGAAGUUUUAAUGCUUGCUGAAGUCAAGACUUGAAGACCAAACCCUGUUAAUGUGUGUAAUUUUCUGGCUGUGUGUAUGCGUGUGUGAGAGAGAGAAAAAAAUUAAACUGUGCACCCUUUGCUGCUUCUCUGUAAGUAGGCGAACAGAGUAAAUGUUGGUGUGGUCGUAUGUUUGUUUUGGCUCAUAAAGUGACGAUGACCCCACGCUUUACAACAUGAGAGUAUUGUUUUACAAUAAAAUGGCUAAAUCUUACUGGAUUUGGAAUUAUUUGUGCAGGUGGUAACUGUAAAUCUAUCCCUUCUAAUACACAGAUAAUAUAGCUGGCUUUUUAUUAACAAAUUUAACAAAGAUGCAAUUUAAUUUAUUGCAUUUUCCUGGAAAUGGAAAAGAAAAGAUCGUGGACUUUCAGCGCUGAUUAGCUCCGUUUACCUUUAUGGAAAGUAUGGACAGGUUGAAGCUUGUGAAGUUGUCUUGGUCUGCAUCUAAGAAGUUGAUCUGUAACAAUGUUUUUUUUAUUAUCACCAAAGGAAUUGUGGAUGCAUACUUAAAGUUCCUCAAAUUAAGAUGUAAGAAUAAAAGGAGUUGAAAUCAUGUAAUUAAGUGGUCAUGUUUCUUAAAAUUAUGGAUCCAAAAAUAUGUAUUUCUUAAGAAGUUACAAAUCUUUAUUUUACUCAGAUUUUAAUUUUAUACAGAUUCUACAGAUGUUUUUUUGUUUGUUUUUUUUUUUGUUCAGUAGCUGUCUAUGGGACUGGAACAUGUCUGAAACAGAUUGACCCAGGCUGUAAACACUGAUUAGGUUAUUUGUGAGUCAUGACAGAGCCUUUCUGUCAUGUAGUGAUAUGAGAUAAACCAAACAAAAAAAAAUAGUGCUCCAGAGUUUAUUUAAGACUGAAAUUUGAUCAUAGAAAACAUUGAACCCAUGGAAAAAAAAAAAAAAUCUGUAUUUCACAAUGUAACCUGUUAAAAAGCACAUAUGUGAUUCAAAAUAAAGACCUUGCUCAAGACUGAA